UUAUUCCAUAGAGUGAGACAAUCCGGAAAAACAACACUGAGAAAUGUGACAGUGUGGAAACGGAACCACCAAUUAUUCAACGCUUGCACAAACGAAAGGAAUUGCAUUGGCAUCGCAUGAACAGGAGGACACUGUGUCUGCGUCUGGUGAACCAGCAGUACACAUAUUAAUGCAAACUGGUUAAGAUGUCAUUAUGGUUGCCACUGCUGUCUAUGGCCUCACUGGGGCGAGGUGUGGACUGCCCGCAGUUUUGCUUUGCCUGGCAGCUCUCCUUUGUGCAAAUCUGCUGCUGUAUUUCUACCUAGAUGCCCUGUAUCAGGACACUGACCCUCUCUCAACACACACGCAGUGCCCACUUCGCCACUUUAAAGUGGGCACAAUGACCGUCUGUACUCCUUGGCUACGGUGCCCGGAAAUUCGCGCUGAGGUCCGCCGUGUGAAGCUCAUCGGACAAGGGGCUGUAAAGAAGGUUUAUCUGUCGGAGUGGCGAGGGCAGAAGGUGGCGCUCUCUGUCUUGUCAUCAGAGCAGUAUACAGAUGAUUUCCUUCACGGACUGUCAAUGCUACGUGCCUUGCAGAGCACCCACGUCGUGACGCUUGUAGGGGCGUGUGAGGAGGAUGGUGUGUUUGUCACGGAGUACCACCCUCUUGGAUCAGCGCUAAUGCUCGAUGCCACCCUUUCACAAGACCGAUAUCACUGGCGAAACUCUUGGCAUACUCGACUACAGCUGGCAAUAGACUAUGUUGCCUUCCUGGCAUACCUGCACAGCAGUCCAGUGGGCAUCCGAGUCAUGUGUGACUCCAACGACCUGCACAAAACUCUCAGCCAGUUUCUUCUCGCAUCAGAUAUGCAUCUUUUGGCCAACGACCUGGAUGCGUUGCCUGAGGUAGAGAGGGGAAGCCAAGGGGUGAAAUGCGGUCACCAUGAGCUCAACGGGGACUUUGUUGCCCCUGAGCAAUUGUGGCCUUAUGGCGAGGAUGUUCAAUUCUCAGAUGAAGCCAUGCCUGGUUACGAUGAAAAGACGGACAUCUGGAAGAUUCCAGAAGUGACACGUUUCCUUUUGGGGAAUGUCCUGGGAAGUGAUGUCAUUCAUUUCCACUUGUUUCAGAUCUACACAGAAUGCAAGAGGAAGGAGCCUCACAUGCGGCCCACGGCACUCGAGAUCCUCAGUGUGUAUCGCUCAGUAUUCGACAGCAUGAUAGAGAGUCAAUCGCAGAGAGUUAGAGAUAUGUUGUAGAGUUAUGGUCAUUAAAGGGAGUGUUAAACCCCAAAUUAUUUCAUUAAUCAAAACCUGAAUGACUUUGUUUCUUCUGUGGAACGCCAAAGAAGAUAUUUUGAGAAAUUAUCCAUAUAGUGGAAGUCAAUGGUCACCAAAAUGGUUUGGUUACCAACAUUCUUCUAAAUAUUAUAUUUUGUGUUCCACAGAAGAAAGACAGUCAUAAUUUAUUUGGGUAAAUAAAUGAUCCCUUU
Messenger RNA from Rhinichthys klamathensis goyatoka, 1470 nucleotides. RefSeq names its product protein O-mannose kinase (gene pomk). Gene Ontology annotation, cellular component: endoplasmic reticulum membrane. Bases 194 to 1237 code for a protein of 347 amino acids. Gene Ontology annotation, molecular function: carbohydrate kinase activity; protein kinase activity; ATP binding. NCBI's taxonomy places the organism in Eukaryota, Metazoa, Chordata, Actinopteri, Cypriniformes, Leuciscidae. Gene Ontology annotation, biological process: protein O-linked glycosylation; protein phosphorylation; carbohydrate phosphorylation. The record is from RefSeq and is a predicted model, not a curated record. The transcript is spliced from 3 exons.